GUAAGCACUGACAAUAAGGGCGGUGAACAGAGAACACUUCCAAUUUUUGCAGGAUUGUGAGUAUGCUUUUCUGUUCUACCCCAUUGCAGGGGUCACUACCCAAAAGCUCGUUGAAGCCUUUUUUCUCGCCGGUUUCACUCAGCUCAUCUGCUUGGAAGAUUUUUUUUACCUUUGCCGAGUUUCAAUGAUCUGCUCUCUUGUUGGAAAUCUUUCUGUUGGUGAUCGCCCCAUCUCUGGGAGAUCUUGGAGGUCAACUUGCCCUGCCUCCGCAGAAAUUGUCCAAGUGGAACCUGAACUUAACUAGAAGCUGGACAGUUUUAAGAUAUUGCAACUGAACCUACCCUCACCAUCAAAAAGGGCAAAGUUCAGUACUGCAUCCAGCCUGCUUGUGCUGGUACUCAUGUCCUUCCACGUCUGAUAUUCCUGCAUACAUAGUUGUCUCGACGUUUAUCCAUAGAAACUACAAGCUUUGGAGGUUGGAGGGCUUCUUGACAUUGUAGCUGAGGUAGCGCGCCCAGCUAUCAUCUGUCAAAGAGUGUAUGCUGAAGAUAGAGAGGUUAAGUCACUGGGAUGGCUGCAUCAUCUAUUAUUUAACUCAGAUAGAAUACUUCCAUUUCAUUGGGCGGAUGACAACAUGGUGUGACAGAUCGUCCUAUCGGAAUCUAAUUCCUAAUGAUACUUCUAAGCCCUUGGGAUAAGAAAAAUUAGCAAGGCCUUUCCCACGUUGCAGCUGUGCCAUUGCCAGUCUGCAUUCAUCAGUUGUAGACCAGUGAAUGAAGCUGCCUGAGGGUUACUAGCUGGCAUGGAUAGGCCAAAGGUGGGUAGGCCAAAGGUGGGUAAGCCACCGGAUAAGUUCUGGGAAAAAGUUGACAAAGUCAUAUCGAAUGAAGGUGAAGGACCUCGAUGGAAGUGUAAGUUCUGCAAAAAAAUAUUUCCCGGCGGAGCUUCCAGGAUAAAGGCGCAUCUGGGUAACGUUGAAGGCAAAGGAAUUAAAGUUUGCAAAGCAGUUGAUGAAGAUACGGUGAAAGAAGCCAGGGAGGAUCUUGAAGCGUGGGAAUCAAAUGGAAAGAGUCCAAAGAGGAGAAGGCUAGGAACUGGAACCAAUUCAGCUCAAGUUAACCCACAGUCGGUUGGCCAAAGCAACCCAAAUGCACCACCGCAAGGGAGUCUGUACACAAUCCAGAAAACAGUCCUACCUUGGCAAUUUGCGCCGGGGUAUCCAGACGACAGCUCUAAUUUGUCCAGGAGUCUCGGGGAAUCUAGUUUAAUUGUAUUACAAGAUAUUUGGGAUGAAACAGAGGUGGAAGGUCCAUCAAAUGCUCAACGGGACAUCAAUAACCGAAAUAAUAUGCCACGCCCAGGCUUUGAGACUAGAGAAGCUGACCGAUCGGGUUCACAUCAGCACGACACUCUCCCACCACCACACAUGCGGCCUGUGUUGGAGGAUCAGCAUAGUUCAAUGGUUCGUGACCUGCAAGAUGAAAAUGCAAAUGCACCAUCAUGCGAUAUCCAGUCCUUGCAACCAGAUGGUCCUGUUCGGCUACCCGUGAACGCUCAACCACUUCUUGCUGAAGGCACCCUCAAUGUACCACCGCAGGGGACGACAGAGGCUAAUAUCUCUGAAGACAACCCAGUGCAAGAUAAGCCCGAUGACAACAUUAUGCUCGAGCAACUCAAUCAUUUUAAACCGACACAAAUUGAUCCAUAUCCCAACAAUGAAGCCAAUGAGGACAUUGAUUCUUCUGCACAGAUCUCACUUGCAAGGGAAACUACACAGUGUGAGAUGUUAGUGCCCCAAUCAGUGGGUCGAGAACGGAUUGUGGAUGAGCUAUGCGAUUACUUAAUGAAAAACGAUAUAUUAUGCAUCGGAGUCCAUGGGAUGGGGGGAGUGGGGAAAACCACAACCAUGAAACACCUCUAUAAUAAAGUGCAUGACAGUGCUGCCUUUGAGAAUGUAUUUUGGGUCACGGUGUCAAAAGACUGCAGUAUCCACGAGCUUCAAAAUAAGAUUGCCAGAGCCCUCAAGGUUAAGAUAUACCACUGCGAGGAGCUGGAGAGUAUAAUAGGAGCAGCAACAGACGAAGAAGAAUCACUGACAUCAUCAACAUCAUCACUGCCACCUGAAACUUUCUCCCAACUCAAAUCAAUUGAAAUCGAGAGCUGCCCAAAGAUGAAGUAUAUGGUGGGGCCAAAAUCGCUUCCUGUUCUUAGGGAAAUAAAAUUACGUCGAUGUCAUAAGAUGAAGAGGGUGCUAACUCUUGAGUUAUUCAUGCUCCUCCCCAACCUCAACUAUAUCCAUGUUCAUGAUUGCAAGGAGAUGAUGGAGGCUAUAGGCGGCCAAGAAUUAGACAACGGAGCCACCAGAAGCUUGUUCUUGUCCCCCAUUCCAGCAGCAUCUCCUGGUGAUCAAUUAAGUACAAGAAAGCUGACCUUGGAAUUAUACUGCCUUGAGGAGCUGGAGAGCAUAUGCAGUUGGACCGGACUUUGGGAUCUCAUACAUGUCAUUAAGAUACGUAGAUGUCCAAAGCUGAAGAGGAUUGAAAUGCUAGAUGAUGCUUCUCCUCCCCCUUCUCUUAAGGAGAUAGUACUUAUAGAAGAAGUGGAUGAAGAUAGAGAAAAACAAUGGUGGGAAUCUCUGGGGUGGGUCCACCCUGAGGUCACGACUACCCUUGAACCCUAUGUGUUUGUUUAUUCGCUAGACGGAAAUAUUCCUAUUACGAGAAUGCCGGUCGUAAUCGACAGCAGGAUUAGGGAGGGAGGGAUGGACCCAAACUCUGCUCAGAGGAAGUAAUACACAUCAAGGGAGGUGGAUUCAUUCAAAUGGAACAAUGGACAGAAAAGCAUCAUCAGAUUGCCCAUUAAGCUUGCUGCUGCUGUGAGAGAUUUUCGGAUCGAGGAUAGAUUAAAAGACAGGGAAGUUGGAGAUAGCGAACUGCUGCUUAUGUGAUAUAGUGAUGAGGAUAUUCUGAACCAUUUGCUCUGCAGAUAAGUGCAUAGUUUUAUAAAGAACUUGAAACAUAUGUCGACUGUUUGCUUGCUCCGUUAAGUACUGUAACACUCAGAGUAGUCUCCAGAUACGUCGGCUAUCGGGAGGUGUUACUUACGUGUGUGCCCGCAAUAACUGUUAAUCUUGGGGUGCAGAGUGUGUAAAACUCUGUUGAAUCAAUCCAUCGUUCUUCUAAAAA
Punica granatum (pomegranate) is the source of this 3185-nucleotide messenger RNA. The record is from RefSeq and is a predicted model, not a curated record. Lineage: Eukaryota; Viridiplantae; Streptophyta; Magnoliopsida; Myrtales; Lythraceae.